AUGGGAGAUUCCCAAAAGAGUAAGGAAAAGGGUCCAUAUAGUCAAUGGGGACCAGAAGAGACAAAAGUGCUAGUAGAGCUACUUGUUGAUGGAGUUCACCGAAACUGGCGUGAUAACAGUGGUAACUUUAGCAAGCUAAUUGUGGAGCAAAAAAUUUUACCAGUUCUUAAUGAAAGACUUGGAUGCCAAAAAAAUCACAGUCAGUACCUAAGUAGAUGGAAAUACUUGAGAGGCCUGUACAACAAUUAUUUAGACCUUCAACGUUUCAGUUCUGGAUUUGGAUGGGAUCCUGAAAUGAAAAGGUUCACCGCUCCGGAUGAAGUGUGGGAAGAGUACUUCAAGAAACAUCCUAGACAUAAACAUUUACGAUAUGAGUCAAAUGAAAGAUUUGAGGAUCUUCAACUCAUAUUUGGAUGUGGCUUAGCUACCGGUGGUUCCGCAAUUGGAAUGGGUGAUACCACGGAUGCUCCAAGCUUUAUUGGGGAGAUUCAAAGAGUGACUGAUAGCAUAAUCAUUGAUGAGGAUUUUGAACAUUCAUCUCAAGAUCCAUCAGCAUCAAGAGAAUGUGAUCUGUCACCACCCUUUCAAGGCACAAAUCCAAAAGGACGGAUGANCAGUUGCAACGUCGUUCAUCUUCUGAUCGGUGGAUCCAGGAUCAAUAGUCUCCCACACCUCGCUAACUCGAAGCGUGAUUCUCAUACGCAUCGACCAAACGGUAUAGUUUGUCGAUGUUAA
This is a messenger RNA of Camelina sativa (false flax), 735 nucleotides long. The record is from RefSeq and is a predicted model, not a curated record. NCBI's taxonomy places the organism in Eukaryota, Viridiplantae, Streptophyta, Magnoliopsida, Brassicales, Brassicaceae.